Megalobrama amblycephala (Wuchang bream) is the source of this 1459-nucleotide messenger RNA. RefSeq lists its product as uncharacterized. The coding region runs from base 271 to 1398 and encodes 375 amino acids. The transcript is spliced from 2 exons. Lineage: Eukaryota; Metazoa; Chordata; Actinopteri; Cypriniformes; Xenocyprididae. The record is from RefSeq and is a predicted model, not a curated record.
CAUUUUUUGGUGUUAUCCUCACGGAUUAUAUACGUGGGAAGGGAAUAGAUGAGUUUGAGUUGAAAAUUUUUCUCUCUCUCUUAGUCCAUUUCAUGAUGAUAUCCUCAGGUCCUUGUUGGCAGUUGAAUGAAUAAUACUGAAUUUAAAAUUUUUCUUUUUGCUAAAAAUACUAAAAAAGUUAAUAUAAAGCUGCAGACUUUAAUUUGUAUUUUGUCUGAAAUUGUAAGGCUUUUCUUUAAGCAAAGGAGAGAUCUUUGUUGGCUGUUUUAAAUGGGUGAAACGAUUAGUCGACCGUUGAUGGGGGAAACCCCGAGGGAUUUCAUGAAUCGCAAUAAUAAAGCGUUUUUUACAGAACCCUAUCUCUCUAAUCUCGCGGGAUGGUCAGAAGGGAAAAUACAAUUAGAUCCGUUUCCCCGCGAUGGUUCUUUUAAAGAUGAAGAUAUGCGUGCUGCAAAAGAUAUGAUCUUUGGUUCUUGGGGUGACCCAGGAUGGCCAAUUGAUUAUAUGAAAGAUGCGUAUAAAGUUUGGAUGAAGAUGAAAACUUAUUGGGAUAAGGGUCCAGAGUUGAAAAAACAAGACAGCUCUCUCUCUCAGUCUCAGUUGAAACCUGAUACGUCUCUUCCCCCAUAUGAAUGUGUUGUUUCUGCUGAAAUUCCAAAGCCCUUGACCAAUCGAUUGUAUCCGCAGUUGCCGUCCACAACUGAAGUUUUUCCGUUUGUACAGCUUCCAGAUGGUUACAAAAUUACUCCUCUGAGUGUUACGGAGGCAGUGGCUAUUUGCAAAGAUCUGCCUGAUCCGGCUAAGUCACCACAUCAAUUUGUGGCAGUGCUGCAACGGUUAACUGCCUACAGUCAAUUGACGGGACGAGAUUAUCGUUUUAUUUUGACUAAAACACUGCCUGCGGAAAUCACAGAGGAGGAAAUGAUUGAAGAAGUUUAUUAUUUAAACCCCAUCUACGAUACACCGCCUGUUCGUCGUGUUGUAUCUCAGAAAGCGGGAGAUUCGAAGCCCCUUGAUUUGUCUAAACCUUCACGAGUGCUUCUAAUUACUGAUUCGGAGGAUGAAGAAGAGGAAUGUGAUUGGAUUUGGGCCAGCUCAGAAAAACCCACUCAUCCUUUCGUUCCAGGACAACAGGUGCUGAUAAAGUGUCUGAAGCCCACAAAACUGGGUGAGCCGAAAUAUCUGGGGCCCGCCACGGUGAUUGCUGUGACGAGAACAGGAGUGCUGACUGACUUCCAGCCGCAGUGGAUCCAUGCCAGUCGACUGAAAGCAGCUCCAUCCCAGGGGAACGUUCUGGUCAAUGAGGAGAAGGAAGCCAGUGAGCCAAGGAAAGAUCCGAAGGAAGGUGAACCAAGACGUUCAACGAGGAGAAGAAGAAAGAGAUUGCUAGAGAUCUAAAACCAGCAAUAAUUAUCAUUGAAGCUCUCUAGCCAUGAUUGCUCAUUCAAUUGCCAAAUAA